CCAAAUCAACCGAAGCCCAGUCAACCGAACGGCCGCCGCUUCACCCCGUGCGAGCCUCCGCGAGACCGCGCAACGCCGACAUGAACUUCAUGGAGACACCCGCGAAAACUUCCCGCACGGAGGACGGCGAUCGCGGCCUGGCGACUCGAGAGUUCGAUGGCGCGCAGGAGGACACUGCAAACGUCACCUACGACGUUUGCAUCAAUGUGUCCAAUAUUGAUGUCGACGAGGACGUACCGUCAACCAUCUGGGAGGCGAUGCGAACGCCGGACGCAAACGGCUGGUUCGAAGCCUGCAUGAAGGAAAUCAACAACCUUCAACUCAUGAAAUGCUACAAGAUCGUGCAAAAGAACCCGAAAACGCACCCUGAAGUCGAAAUGGGUCUUCAAGCGCAAAGCCAGACGGCUCGCAGGCAUUCAAAGCGCGCAUCGUAA
Messenger RNA from Aphanomyces invadans, 434 nucleotides. RefSeq lists its product as hypothetical. The record is from RefSeq and is a predicted model, not a curated record. The annotation marks the transcript as partial. The transcript has a single exon. Lineage: Eukaryota; Oomycota; Saprolegniomycetes; Saprolegniales; Verrucalvaceae.